Messenger RNA from Hermetia illucens (black soldier fly), 1447 nucleotides. RefSeq names its product two pore potassium channel protein sup-9 (gene Task7). Gene Ontology annotation, cellular component: membrane. Gene Ontology annotation, molecular function: potassium ion leak channel activity. Lineage: Eukaryota; Metazoa; Arthropoda; Insecta; Diptera; Stratiomyidae. The transcript is spliced from 5 exons. The record is from RefSeq and is a predicted model, not a curated record. Bases 310 to 1374 code for a protein of 354 amino acids. Gene Ontology annotation, biological process: potassium ion transmembrane transport; stabilization of membrane potential.
ACUUGUCAACAUCCAUUUUUUAUAAGUUGAGCAGUAUCCGAGAAGGAUAUCAGCAAAAAGUCCAAAGAUUUUCUCGUGCAAUAAAUUAAGGUGUGAAGUGAUUCCAAACUUUAACCAUAAAUUUCCAUUCUUUAAUCUCGAAUUGGUCAAUAACUCAUUACUAACAUCAUAAAUUCACUUACAGGAUUCAAGAUUCAGCUACGGGAGAGCUAAGGAUAUUCGUGACCCAUGGAAAAAUGGAUAUCAUCUAAUGUAGUCAUCAAGCAAUUGGGAACGCCUCGAAUCGUAUUCUGAAAAAAUCAAAUCUCGAUGCUCAUUGAGCGGAGUGAAUCCUUUUUUGGAUUGAUAGUUUCAUGCACGAUGAAGAGGCAAAACGUUCGCACUUUGUCCUUGGUUGUAUGCACAUUCACUUAUCUGUUGAUUGGUGCUGCCGUUUUUGAUUCGCUGGAAUCCGAGACAGAAUCGAAAAGAUGGGAUUUUUUGCAAGCAAUCAGAAGCAGUUUCGUCAAAAAAUACAAUAUUUCCGAUGAAGAUUAUAAAAUGAUGGAAAUUGUCAUAAUCGAAAAUAAGCCCUACAAGGCUGGACCGCAAUGGAAGUUCGCUGGUGCUUUCUACUUUGCGACAGUGGUGCUGGCCAUGAUAGGGUACGGACAUUCUACCCCAGUAACGAUUGGCGGGAAAGCCUUCUGUAUGGCAUACGCGAUGGUGGGGAUUCCCCUAGGUCUGGUUAUGUUCCAGAGUAUCGGUGAACGUUUGAAUAAGUUUGCGUCGGUGGUCAUAAGACGUGCCAAACGUUACAUGCAUUGUAACCAAACAGAGGCGACCGAAAUGAAUCUAAUGUUGGCCACUGGUAUGCUAUCCUCGAUUAUCAUAACAACUGGUGCCGCUGUGUUCUCCCGCUACGAAGGAUGGAGCUAUUUUGAUAGUUUCUAUUAUUGCUUUGUCACCCUCACGACGAUUGGCUUCGGUGAUUAUGUUGCUCUCCAAAACGAUCAUGCAUUGAUUAAUAAGCCAGGAUAUGUAGCGCUCAGUUUAGUUUUUAUACUUUUCGGGCUAGCUGUAGUUGCUGCUAGUAUUAAUUUGCUUGUUUUGCGCUUCAUGACCAUGAACGCUGAAGAUACACGACGUGAAGAAGUCGAAGCUCAGAAUAAAGUCACGAAUCAAUCGAUGACUUUCAAUGGGGAGUCAUUUUAUGUGAAUGGAAAAUUAAUGGGGAACCCGAACUGCCAAGAGUUUGAGGAGCAGACUUCGGUGUGUUCAUGCACUUGUUUGGGUGGAACACGAUGUGCGAAUCAUGAAACCUUCAUGGAUCCAGACUAUCAUCCAAAUGAUAUCAUAACGAGUACCUUAAGUUUGAAAAGGGCAUCAGUUUAAUAUGGUUGUUGUUAUUCUUUAAAAAGUUUUUAAAUAUCUAUUAAUGAAUAUAUUAUACAGUCGCUGAAAAUUA